Molecule: messenger RNA, 1621 nt
Organism: Neurospora crassa OR74A
Lineage: Eukaryota; Fungi; Ascomycota; Sordariomycetes; Sordariales; Sordariaceae
Product: 60S ribosomal protein L21
Exons: 3
Coding region: 124-606 (160 amino acids)
Biological process (GO): translation
Cellular component (GO): cytosolic large ribosomal subunit; ribosome
Molecular function (GO): structural constituent of ribosome
Source: RefSeq, a predicted model, not a curated record
CCUCGCUUAGUCAUACAACGGGAAAUCGAGACCUAGUUUUGCUUGCACACAAAUUCGUCGUCCAAAUUUGACGCCCGCAGCAACCACCGUCUUCAGCAUCCCCAUACACGCCGAAUCGUCACGAUGGGUCACGCCGCAGGUCUCCGUGCUGGUACGAGAUACGCCUUCUCGCGGAACUUCCGCGAGAAGGGUAUGAUCCGCCUCUCGACCUACCUUAAGCAGUACAAGGUUGGCGACAUCGUCGACAUCAAGGUCAACGGUGCUGUCCAGAAGGGUAUGGCCCACAAGGUCUACCACGGCAAGACUGGUGUCAUCUACAACGUCACCAAGUCCGCUGUCGGCAUCAUCAUCUACAAGAAGGUGAAGCACCGCUACAUCGAGAAGCGCAUCAACGUCCGCAUCGAGCACAUUCAGCCUUCCCGCUCCCGCGACGAUUUCCUUCGCCGCGUCAAGCAGAACGCCGAGCUCAAGAAGCAGGCCAAGGCUGAGGGCAAGCCCGUCCAGCUCAAGCGCCAGGCCCUUCUUCCCCGUGAGGCUCGCACCAUCUCUGUCGUCGACAACAAGCCCGAGACCGUUGCCCCCGUCGCCUACGAGACCACUAUCUAAAGUACUCUUGGGAUAGGACUGGUGGUAGACCUGGCGUAUUUGGUUUUUCUUUGCAUGGGGUUCAUCGCGUUCGACACGGAUAGAUAUCCUGCAUGGAUUUUUUGGUCUGGGAUGCGGGAGUGCUUAUAGGAAUCAAAAAUACCAGUGGCAUGACCAUGACCAAAACCAAAACACACGAGAACCGGCUCGAUGCGCCUCCUCCUGAUCAGGUGUACGUGCUUUUGAGCCUCGAGCCAACUUGUGAUCGGAUGGACUACGCCAGACGAAUCUCGUGGCCAGACGAGUCACACAGGGACACACAAUUCGAGCCCUGUCUGGCUGUGCGGCCGCUCUGUUUCUCGACCUAGCAUCUUGCGGUUGAUAGGGAUACGCAAAUAGAGCAAACGUGACAAACCACUUCACCGGGCCAAUCUCUGCUACCAGUACGUAUUGUGAGCAUCUUAGCACGCUCAGAAGGUCUUCAAAUCCAACUUGAAAGAUGGGAGAGAUUUGAGUAGAACGAAAUGACUACAGCGUUAUACUGGGCUUCCGUUUCCGACCUGGACGCAGAGAUGCCAUCUUUUGAGCCAACUGAUGAUUAUUUGAAUUGUAGAAUUUCGAUACCCAACCAGGGCCAUUUAUACAUCCCCAGGCGCAUCAACGCAACAGCCUUGCUAGAUUGAAAGCGUUCAUGCUUAUGAAACUUGAUAACGGAGCUUCAGUUAUAUAUCUGUUUGUCACUGGUCGUUCCACUCUCAAGAAUGUUCUUGGAUUGUAUACUAUGAUGAUGAUCAUCUGGUUGGACAAAGGCGGCGGGCUGAGGCGGUCCAUCACAGAUCGAUGACAGAUUCACUGUGGGGUUUGAGGUUCAUGUGGACGGAAAUGUCGAGCAAGCUCGCUCCAGACCUCGAAUGCCUGCCGAAGCAUCGUCAGGGAUUUUGCUUGGUCUCGUUGUGGCUUUCUGACAUUGACGAGGCGUUGGUAGCAUGUGGCUCAAAAAAUAAACAGAUUUGGCCAAUUGGAUAUUGCGGCCGGG